AUGAGAUUAACAGCAUCGACCGCCGCUGCUAUCCUGGCUUUCACCAUGGCCACGGCUGGUGCUCUCCCUUCUCCUCAAACCACCGACGGGGCCUUGUCCACCGUUCAAACACCACCUCAUGACACUACCCUAAUACUUGUCCCCGACGACGAAUACUACGUCGAGAAACGCUGGACGCCAUGCCAUCAAGGUCAGGGUCAGGGUCAGGGUCAGGGUCAGAGUCACGGGCAGGGCAGAUGCUCUCGCAAAUGGCAAGGCGAACAUAGGAACGGUCACCGUGUUGACCACACUUACUACCGCGGAAGACAAGGCGGAAUGGGCUCUAACCGCGGCAACCACGAUCCCAUCCCCAACAUUGACGACCUGGAUCUCGACUUCUCGAAUGAGGACGCCGAAGUCGCAAAACUGGCCCGACGAGCCAUCAACCUGAACUUCUCGCACGAGGAUCCCGAAGUCUCCCGCCUCGCUCGUCGCGCAAUCAAAAUGAAAGUCUUCCACUGGUGGGAGAACCAAACGGGUGGACCUUUCAUGGACAUUGUGACCGGCAACCCGAACGUUCGCAACAUGAACAUCAAAGAACAGAGCAAAAACCAAGGGAAAGGCUGGGUUCGACGCCGCGACCGCUCCGCUGUGCGUGAAAAACUCAACAAGGGUCCCAAGAGGCUGACUUUUGAUCACAGCGGUCACGGACCAAUGCCUGAUGAGGUCGAUGAGGGUGAUUAUGUUGAAUACCCCUACGAGGAGGAGGGUGGUCCUACAUCACCGACUUUGAAACGCCAUUCACCGCGGCCAAAAGGUUCUACGCCCAUCCCGAGCGCAAUGCUUGGAGAAUGA
Molecule: messenger RNA, 834 nt
Organism: Rhinocladiella mackenziei CBS 650.93
Lineage: Eukaryota; Fungi; Ascomycota; Eurotiomycetes; Chaetothyriales; Herpotrichiellaceae
Exons: 1
Coding region: 1-834 (277 amino acids)
Source: RefSeq, a predicted model, not a curated record